This is a messenger RNA of Agelaius phoeniceus (red-winged blackbird), 2190 nucleotides long. RefSeq names its product coenzyme Q2, polyprenyltransferase (gene COQ2). The record is from RefSeq and is a predicted model, not a curated record. Gene Ontology annotation, biological process: ubiquinone biosynthetic process. Gene Ontology annotation, cellular component: mitochondrial inner membrane. Gene Ontology annotation, molecular function: 4-hydroxybenzoate polyprenyltransferase activity. NCBI's taxonomy places the organism in Eukaryota, Metazoa, Chordata, Aves, Passeriformes, Icteridae.
AUGGCGGCGGCGCUGCUGGCGCGGUUGUGCCGGGGUGUCCCCGGGCUCCGGGACACGCUCGGGCUCCGCGCCGCCCGCCCGCCCCUCGCCGCCGCCGCCGCCGCCGCCCCGCCGCUGCUGUUCCGCCGCCCCGCCGCACCCCCGGGGCCGCGCAGCUUCUCGGCGGCCGAGCUGGUGCGCGCCGCGCCGGCCCCGCUGCAGCCGUACUUGCGGCUCAUGCGCCUGCACCAGCCCGCCGGGACGUGGCUGCUGUACCUGCCGUGUACCUGGAGCAUCGGGCUGGCGGCCGCGCCCGGCUGCCUCCCGGACUGGCGCAUGCUGUCCCUGUUCGGCGUGGGAGCCGUGCUCAUGCGAGGGGCCGGCUGCACCAUCAAUGACAUGUGGGACCGCGACUAUGACAGACAGGUUGCAAGGACAGCAAGCAGACCCCUGGCAGCUGGGGAUAUCUCAACUUUCCAGUCCUUGGUUUUUCUCGGGGGACAACUCAGCCUGGCACUCUGUGUGCUUCUGUGUCUGAAUUACUACAGUAUCAUUCUGGGAGCAUCCUCUUUAUUCCUUGUGAUCACCUACCCUCUGAUGAAGAGAAUAACAUACUGGCCACAGCUAGUUUUAGGAUUUACAUUUAAUUGGGGAGCCCUUCUUGGCUGGUCUGCCAUCAAAGGGUCAUGUGAGUGGUCUGUGUGUUUGCCCUUGUACUUUGCUGGAGUCAUGUGGACACUGGUGUAUGACACCAUUUAUGCACAUCAGGAUAAGAGGGACGACAUCAUGAUUGGUGUGAAGUCAACUGCAUUGCAUUUCAAGAAGGACACAAAGCAGUGGCUCAGUGGCUUUAGCCUGGCAAUGCUCCUGAGUUUGUGUGUGACAGGGAUGAAUUGCAACCAAACCCUCCCGUAUUACUCGGCUGUGGCUGCCGUAGGGGCUCACCUGGCACACCAGAUUUACACUUUGGACAUAGACAAGCCCGAAGACUGUUGGAAAAAAUUUGCUUCAAAUCGUACUGUAGGAAUUCUGCUCUUCAUAGGGAUUGUGCUUGGAAAUCUGUGGAAAUGAAAAGGCUUAAAUGUAGAAGAGCCUUCAGAGAACAGAUAGUUGAAAUCACUAUACUGAUAUUUUAGUCUAACUGAAGUGUAGAUAUUGUAAGGAAAACACUUGUAAUAUAAAUAUAGCUGCUUUAUAUUGUUUAUUUAUAAAAGCUGGUGGACACGUUGUUUCUGAAAUCAUGCAAUUUUGAUAAUUCUACAGUGGAAGUUUUGGUUAUCUGGGAAUAACUUCAGUCUGCGUACAAGCUCCAAAAAGUGAGCUCCAAAAAGCUCUGCUGGUCCUGCAUAGUAGCAGCAAACUUCUGUCAAGCUCUCUAGACUAUGAACCCAAGAUUUUAUAUGAAACAGGUGUCUCUUAGUGACAGCAUGGGUAAAAAUGCAAAAUGAUUUCUGGAUGUAAAUAAAUAAAUCUGGCUGUACAUGUUUGAUGGUCUGAUUUAUUACAAAGGUAAUUUUCAGUUUGAGUUGGAGCUUGCUUCAUGGAGGAGUUGCAAUAACCGUUUUUCUUCUGGGAUGUCUAGAAACAGUCAGGACUCUAAAUGUGUGAGGUCCACAAUAAGGAGUCAGUAAAGAAGUAUUUAAGAUUUUCUGCUCUUGCUGUGAUUGCUGCAGCAGGUGCUUUCCAUGUGAAAAGGACAGGCUUCUGCAAAGUUGCCUGCGCAGAGUGAGCUAAGCUUGUUUGUCAAGAGUGAUUUGAACACAGACUAGUGAUUUGAACAAAAACAGAGAAGCCCAGAGCUGUUGCCAAACGUGUGUGAGCAGUGGUUGACCGUGGGCUACAAAUUCAUCAUGUAAACUGUUGACAUAUUUUUUUAAUUCUGCUUGUUUUGACUUAUGACUACCGGUGUUUUUUGUAGUCUUACAGGAAAAACCUGUUUCUAGGGGAACGCCUAGAAACAGUAAAAAUAGCAAGUGCAGGCUAACUAAAUGGUGCUUACACAGAAGUUGUUCUUAAAUAGGGUUUGUAUUUGUGGGGUGGAGAAAGCACUAAGUUGAAGAAAAGAGUUUAAUAAUGAAAAGCCAUAAGCUUCUGAUCAGUUUUGUGACAUAGCUGCAUUUUGUAGAGGGAGAAUUUUGAUGCAUCCAGCUUGAAGUUGAACUUUGCUUAUUAGCCAUUUACUAGUAAUUAAAAAGUCUUGUAACUAGUAUG